UCGCCCCACUAAAGUCCUGCGUCAGAAAUAAAAGUAUUUGGUGCGUGUUGGUUCCUGCACGCGCCUCUCCUUCUGCCAGCGGGAGAGUCUGCAUUCCUGCUCCUGCUGUGCAUUUCGCGACUCGUCUUGUGCACCCCCCCCGACACACACACACACACUCACACCACGCCGCAUCACGCCACAGCGGUGGGACUGCUCUGCUCGCGCCACAGCAACAUGGAACAGCGCAGAUCAUCCACCAACUCAGCAGACCAUCGCAAAGAACCUCUCACUUGCAGUGACAAAGACCAGUCCAAAGAGUCGCCAUCUGAAAGUGAUGAGUAUCAGCACAAAGAACCACCGUGUCGUAGUGACAAGGAGCAGUCGAAAGAAUCGCCAUCUCCUAGUGACACGAAUCAGUCCAAAGACUCCCCUGGAGACAGUGACACAGAGCAGCCCAAAGGAUUCCUCGCCAACAGCAAGUAUCAGACCAAAGAAGCUCCCUUUCGUUGUGACACAGACCAUCCUGAAGAUGUUCUCUCUCCCAGUGACACAGACCAGCCCAGCAAUCCAUCAUCUCCCACUGACACUGAUCAGCACAGUGAGCCCCCUUCUCCCAGUGACAUGGAUCCCAGCUCAUCUCCUGCGCAGAGAUCCUCUACCGCAGUCUGUCUGCGUAUGGUUGGCAGUCGUAAGCAGCCUCGUCUUCAGGAGAGGCGGGGCUCCAAUGUAUCUCUGGUGUUGGAUGUGAGCACCCUCGGCACAGUUGAACCUAUGUGCACCAUAUCUACUCCCCGUGACACCAUCCUGCACCUUCUGAGGACCAGCAAGCGCCCCCUGGUUGCAACAGAGCUGCAGGAGGCCUCCCGCCAGAUACAUAUCCUGGACCAGGAGUACCAGAAAAUCCCACCAAACUUUGUCAAUGCAUCUGAGCUGGAUGUUCCUGGGCAUGCCUUAAAGGACAGAUACAAGAGCAUCCUGCCAAAUCCAGAGACCCGGGUUUGCCUGCAAGGAGACCGGACAGAAGCAGAGGACGGAACAUAUAUCAAUGCUAACUACAUCCGGGGCUUCGGUGGAGCACCCAAGAGUUACAUCGCCACCCAGGGGCCCAUGACGAACACUCUGGGGGAUUUCUGGGAGAUGGUCUGGCAGGAGGAAUCCACCAUCAUUGUAAUGAUCACGGAGCUCAAGGACAAGAAGGAGAAGUGUGUGCGCUACUGGCCCGAGCACCGCAGCCAGUAUGGCAGGGUUAGUGUGGAGGUGAUCUCAGAGCAGCUGUGCGAUGGCUACACAGUUCGAGAGCUCACGGUCCAGGUGGGCUCCGAUAGCAGGUGGGUGAGGCACUACUGGUACUCGCUCUGGCUGGACCACCAGAUUCCGGAGUGCGCCGACACCCUCCUGAGGCUGGUGCUGGAUGUGCAGGCCCACAAACGCACCCUGAGCAAGUCUGGGCCCACGAUAGUGCACUGCAGCGCAGGCAUCGGCCGCACCGGCUGCUUCAUUGCCUGUAGCGUGGGCUGCGAGCAGCUGCAGCGGGAUGGCGAGGUUGACAUCCUGGGCAUUGUCUGCCAGCUGCGACUGGACAGGGGCGGGAUGAUCCAGACCAGCGAGCAGUACCAGUUCGUCUACUCGGCCCUGGCCUUGUACAGCCAGAAGCUGAGCGCCAGCACCGAGCCCACCGCUGGCCUCAGUGACCGGCCGCACUCAUCCUGCUGAGGAGACGGGCUCCGCUGCACGGUCACGCCGGGAACUCCCUCGCUGCGUGGCGGGGGCCCUACUGUGGUGCUCAUGCUGAACAUGGGGUCCCUCAGCUCAGGUUCCGCAGCCCUGUUCACAGAGGAAUGAACGAGCAGGACACUCUCAGGGCGAACGUGAGCUAUUUAUUGCUCUAAACACAUUAUCGUUUCCCUUUUCAAGAUGUGCUGAAACAGGACUUACGAACACAACUGGGCCUGGGGGGCAGUUCGUAACUCAUUUUCUUUGAAAUUCCAAAGUAGGAUUACUGAUGCAGACUUCCCUCAGCUUAUUUACAGGUGAAGCUCUGUAAACAGCUUUGAUAUAGCUUAUAAUAAAGAAAAAGAAAUUGAGCAAGAUUCAAGCUAGUUUAAAACUACUUAGAAAUGACAAAAAAUGAAAAAUGCCCAUUCGGGGCUCGUCGCAGACAGUCUGAUCCCCUAAAAACGUGUGUAAUUGUGUUCCUCUUCUUGUUAUUGAUGGCCGAUGCUCAGGAACACCGCACCCAAGCUGUAAACACUUUGGCAGCGAGUUGAGUUCAUGUGGCCUCAUACUCCUCUUUACUGCCGUCCGUUGGCUUGGAGGGUAAAUACAGGUUGACGUCAAAGUGCUGCAAAGACAUUUUACAAAAUAGAUAAAUGAGGAAAAUGCAAUUAAUAUUAAAGUAACUGGAAAAUUACCUUGAAAGUUCAUUACUUCAGAGAUCAUAACGAGGAUCCAGCGCACAGUAGAAGUGUUGCUUAAUGGGGACGAUUUUCCAUUAUACCAUGGUAAAAUGCAUUGCGACUCAGCAGUAUUUGCACUAGAAGGUCCCUAUAUUUUUCGUGUUAGUCUGAAUUCGGCUACAGGAGAAGAAGCCCUCACCCUAAGAUAUGAAUGUGAACAAACCCUGACCUCUGACCCUACGAGACCUCAUACUCGUUCAGUGAAUGUCUACAGCACAGACCAGAUGC
Scleropages formosus (Asian bonytongue) is the source of this 2666-nucleotide messenger RNA. Its product is annotated as tyrosine-protein phosphatase non-receptor type 7-like. Gene Ontology annotation, biological process: signal transduction; protein dephosphorylation. The transcript has 10 exons. The coding region runs from base 217 to 1695 and encodes 492 amino acids. Gene Ontology annotation, cellular component: cytosol; cell junction; plasma membrane. Lineage: Eukaryota; Metazoa; Chordata; Actinopteri; Osteoglossiformes; Osteoglossidae. The record is from RefSeq and is a predicted model, not a curated record. Gene Ontology annotation, molecular function: protein tyrosine phosphatase activity; protein kinase binding.